Sciurus carolinensis (gray squirrel) is the source of this 6998-nucleotide messenger RNA. It is a transcript of the gene Sema3e, whose product is annotated as semaphorin 3E. The record is from RefSeq and is a predicted model, not a curated record. The transcript has 17 exons. Bases 609 to 2936 code for a protein of 775 amino acids. Gene Ontology annotation, molecular function: semaphorin receptor binding; chemorepellent activity. NCBI's taxonomy places the organism in Eukaryota, Metazoa, Chordata, Mammalia, Rodentia, Sciuridae. Gene Ontology annotation, biological process: positive regulation of cell migration; negative regulation of axon extension involved in axon guidance; semaphorin-plexin signaling pathway.
CAGAAAUACUUCCUAGAAACAGCAAGUAGCCGCUCAACCCUGCCUGAACUUUGCUGUAAACACAGCGCACUGACAGACGGCAUCCCUGCUGGGUGGAUCCCGCACCUCCUAGAGGGAAUGGCACUUCUUGUUUUUAAUUAGCAAGGGGAAACGUGAAUUAAAACUAUCUGUUUGGCAAGUCGGUGCAAGAGGCUGACUCCUGAGAGGCUUCGGGGAGUCGGAGGGGAGAGCUCCGCGGGGGAAGGUAGCGCGUGUGCUGGGUUUGUUUUCUCAAUGAAACGCUUGCCGGUGACUGAGAAAAAUACAGCUUCUUCCCGGGUCCGCGGCGUAGUUACCGCAGACAGCUCCAGGCAGGACAUGGCUCUGAAGACGCGCUCCUCGGAAUGCUUUCCUGCUCCGGGCUUUUAAACAACUGUCCUGAGGAAAGGAAGGUUUUACGUGUCCAAAGACAGCUUGACAAAUGGCACUUUGGAACUGUGCUUUCUGAUGACAACACGUUCGAUUUCUGACAAAGCCUCUCGCACGCUGCCCCUGGAGGGAAGUCCUAAGUAAAACUCAAGCCCGCCUUAAAGUGAGGUUCCGGAGGGCUUGCACCCUGAGACCGCAGCAUGGCAUCCGCCGGACGCGCUAUCACCUUGCUCCUGUGGGGUCACUUACUGGAGCUUUGGCCAGGAGGUCGCGCAGCCGAUACCCCCUACCCCCGGUUACGCCUGUCACAUAAAGAGCUCUUGGAUCUGAACAGAACAUCAAUAUUUCAUAGCCCUUUUGGAUUUCUUGAUCUCCAUACAAUGCUGCUGGAUGAAUAUCAAGAGCGACUCUUUGUGGGAGGCAGGGACCUUGUGUAUUCCCUCAGCUUGGAGCGAAUCAGUGAUGGCUAUAGAGAGAUACACUGGCCUAGUACAGCCGUAAAAAUAGAAGAAUGCAUAAUGAAAGGAAAAGAUGCGAGUGAAUGUGCAAAUUAUGUUCGGGUUUUACAUCAUUAUAAUAGGACACACCUUCUGACCUGUGGUACUGGAGCUUUUGACCCACUUUGUGCCUUCAUCAGAGUUGGAUACCAUUUGGAGGAUCCUCUGUUUCACCUGGAAUCACACAGAUCUGAACGAGGAAGGGGCAGAUGUCCUUUUGAUCCCAGCUCCUCCUUCAUCUCCACUUUAAUUGGUAGUGAACUAUUCGCUGGGCUCUACAGUGACUACUGGGGCAGAGAUGCCGCCAUCUUCCGGAGCAUGGGGCGACUGGCCCAUAUUCGUACUGAGCAUGAUGAUGAGCGUCUGUUGAAAGAACCAAAAUUUGUAGGUUCAUAUAUGAUUCCUGACAAUGAAGAUCGAGAUGACAACAAAGUAUAUUUCUUUUUUACUGAGAAGGCCCUAGAGGCAGAAAACAAUGCCCACGCGAUAUACACCAGAGUGGGUCGACUUUGUGUGAAUGAUGUGGGAGGGCAGAGAAUACUGGUGAAUAAGUGGAGCACGUUCCUGAAAGCAAGACUGGUUUGCUCAGUACCAGGAAUGAAUGGAAUUGAUACGUAUUUUGAUGAAUUAGAGGACAUUUUUUUGCUACCUACCAGAGAUCAUAAGAACCCAGUGAUAUUUGGACUGUUUAACACUACCAGUAAUAUAUUUAGAGGGCAUGCUAUUUGUGUCUAUCACAUGUCUAGCAUCCGGGCUGCCUUUAAUGGACCAUAUGCACAUAAAGAAGGACCUGAAUACCACUGGUCACUCUAUGAAGGAAAAGUUCCGUAUCCAAGACCUGGUUCUUGUGCCAGCAAAGUGAAUGGAGGGAGGUAUGGGACCACUAAAGACUACCCUGAUGAUGCCAUUCGAUUUGCAAGAAGCCAUCCACUAAUGUACCAGCCCAUAAAACCUGCUCAUAAAAAACCAAUAUUGGUGAAAACAGAUGGAAAAUAUAAUCUGAAACAAAUAGCUGUGGACAGAGUGGAAGCUGAGGAUGGCCAAUAUGAUGUCUUAUUUAUUGGGACAGAUACUGGAAUUGUACUGAAAAUAAUCACAAUUUACAAUCAAGAAACAGAAUCCAUGGAAGAAGUAAUUUUGGAAGAACUUCAGAUAUUCAAGGAUCCAGUUCCCAUUAUUUCUAUGGAGAUUUCUUCUAAGAGACAACAGCUAUAUAUUGGAUCUUCUUCUGCUGUGGCUCAAGUCAGGUUCCAUCAUUGUGACAUGUAUGGAAGUGCUUGUGCAGACUGCUGCCUGGCUCGAGACCCUUACUGUGCCUGGGAUGGCAUAUCCUGUUCCCGGUAUUACCCAAUAGGCACACAUGCAAAAAGACGCUUCCGCAGACAAGAUGUGCGGCAUGGAAAUGCAGCUCAGCAAUGCUUUGGACAGCAAUUUGUUGGAGAUGCUUUGGAUAAAACCGAAGAGCAACUGGCUUACGGCAUAGAGAACAACAGUACUUUGCUGGAAUGUACCCCACGAUCUUUACAAGCAAAAGUCAUCUGGUUUGUACAGAAAGGACGUGAAACAAGAAAAGAGGAGGUGAAGACAGAUGACAGAGUGGUUAAGAUGGAGAUGGGCUUACUCUUCCUCAGGGUACGCAAAUCAGAUGCUGGGAUCUAUUUUUGCCAGACAGUAGAGCACAGUUUUGUCCAUACCGUCCGUAAAAUCACCUUGGAGGUGGUGGAAGAGGAGAGAGUGGAGGAAAUGUUUAAUAAAGACUAUGAGGAAGACGGGCCUCACAGGAUGCCAUGUCCUGCCCAAAGCAGUAUCCCACAGGGAACGAAACCAUGGUAUAAGGAAUUCUUGCAGCUGAUUGGUUACAGCAACUUCCAAAGAGUAGAAGAAUACUGUGAAAAGGUAUGGUGCACCGAUAAGAAGAGGAAAAAACUUAAAAUGUCACCCUCCAAGUGGAAGUAUGCCAAUCCACAGGAAAAGAAGCUCCGUUCCAAGCCGGAGCACUAUCGCCUACCGAGGCACACGCUGGACUCCUGAUGGGGUGGGAUCACCUGCUGGCUUUGAAGAAUUUAUAUUUGAAACAAGAGAGAGAGAGAGAGACAGAGACAGAGAGAGAAAGAGAUAGAGAGAGGGCAUUCACCUUCUUUCCAUUACUUAAGUUUUCUGUAGUACAGAAAUGACUAUAAAGGUGUUAUGAUAAAUUAUUCUACAUACUCAUUUGACUGGAACUAAUUUUUUAAAGAAGUGCAUUGCUUAAUGGCUUCACAUUAUAUUUAUCAAAAAAAAAUGACCAUAGCUGUAGUUUUGAGUUUGAGCCACUUUUCCAUGGAAGUUAUGAUUUUACCCUUGGAAGACUUAAAAUUAUUAGAAUAUUGAAGAAAAACUAGAGAAUUUCAUAAGCAUGAGAAAUAUAAAUGUUUUAAUCUUUCUGAAUGUUUCCUUUCUACAGUGAUAUAAAAUGCCCGGACUAUCAUAUAUUUUAACAUUCUCAUGUGAAUUUCUGUAGUUUUUAGGAAUUAUUGCAUUAAUGUUGUCUAAGCAUACAUAUAUAUGUAGCAGGUGUGCUGUCAUUGCUGUAAAUUAUGAAAGAAAAAUAUCACUCUGAGGCUGAGGCCCUUCAUGAAACAUUCACAAACCCAUUUUUUUUAUAAAGAAAACGAACUCUUUACAUUUUACUACAAUGUGGAAAGAAGGAAACUAAGAUAACUUCAAGAAGGUAACAAAGACCAAAGCGUUAGAAUAACUAGAAGAUUUUUGCUGCCCUCUUGUGGUAAGAAACAGUAUAUUCUCCUAAUACUUGUUUUUCUCCUCACUGUCUAGGAAAGAUUUGAAAGCAGAUUAUAACAACUAACCGAAAUAAAACAAUGUUAAUACUUAUGGCAUGCUUUAAGAUGGAGCUAAUAUCAAAAAUUAAAAUAUAGCAUUACUAAAGUUCAUUUUAAACUUAAACUUUGAAGCUUUCAAAAGAAUCUUCCCUGACCUAGAAGGUAUUCUGGAAAUGUUUUAUUGGGGGGCGGGGGGGGAGUAUUUUGCGCUUAGAUAUCAAAUUUUUCUAUUUUCUAUUAACAGGAAAAUUGUUUCAUGAGUUCAUUUAUCAACUGAAAUCUUCAGAACAUUUUUAUCUUUGUCUUACAAGUAUUGCCAAAAUUUGUAUUUUGGAAAAUAUUUAUUUCUUAAAGUCUUUCCUUUUUCUACUUUAAAGAUCUACCAGUUAUCUUUUUGAAAUAGGAAUUUUAUGAGAUGUUUCAUUUAAAUAAAAAGUAAAAGCAAGUGGAUUUCACAUAAAAACAAUUGUGAACAUUUAUUUAAAAAAUAUAAAUAAUACUUAUUUUAGUUUCAAAGUUAUUAACUAUAUAAUUAAGAAGGUAGUGCUGAGUACUUGCAAUGGCUUACAGUUUGAGUCUUAAAUUAAUAAAUAUAUAUAUAUUUCAAGGAAAUUUUAAAAGUUCAUUCAGAUAAACCUCCAACUUCCAAAAGCACCAACAAAUGCAAAUGGAAAAUUGACAUCUGAAAAAUCCUCUUGCUAUUUACCUACAAAUCCACUGGAGGUCAUUGCUGCCCACCAACCAUAAUUGAAAACAGCUUGUAUGGAAAGCUACUCUUGAAAAACAGUAUUUCAACAAAAAUCUACCCAAUUCGGAGAAACAGAACCAUCAACACAGAUCACAUGUUCGUUGGCAAAGUUUGUGUCUGAAAUACUCAGAGUGAGCAAAAAAGCAAAAAUAUUUUCAUUAGAGAAGUUUAUUGAAAAAUUUCUCCUAUUAACACAUGACAUGGAAAAGCAGAAUUUUCUCCUAUAUCUGAAUUUUUUUUUUUUAAAGAAGUAAGGUAGACAUGGUAUAAGUAGUUAUUUUAAUCUUGGUACACACAAUCAAUUAAUGAUGAUGAUGAUUUCACUUGUAAAUUAAAUAUUUGGCAACUGAAACAAUAAGACUGAUAAAAUGCCUUUUCUUUUCAUAUAACAUGAGGUUUUGUGGGGUUUUGUUUUGUUUUGUUUUAUACCAGGGAUUGGACCCAAGGUUUCCUUACCACUGAGCUAUAUCCCCAGACAUUUUUCACUUAUUUUCUAAAAUUUUGAGACAGGAUCUCACAAAGUUGCUUAAGUGUUAAAUGUACAUGCAGGAUGUUUGCUAAAAUAAGAUGACUCUUAACGAGAAAAUAAACAUUUUAUGUGAAAUGCUUAAAGUGAUUCUGGGAAAAUAAAUCCCACCCAAAGAUAACUUGUUGCAAAUGCUAGCUUGAAAUAAAUCCGAUAAGACAAUUUUGAGGGUUCGGGUCUAAAUUUAGGGAGGGCAUUAAUUUAUAUAUAUAUGUAAAUUUAUAUUCAAAUUAUAUAUGUAUAUAUACAUAUACUUUUUUUUUUCAUAUACCACCUAUCUUGCCACAUACUCACUUAUGGCAGUAGCUUGAGAACUGGGAAAGAAGAGGAAGUGACCAAGAGCACGGUUUCCAGGGUUAACAUUCCAUGUCCACCAUCAUUCAUUUCCUUAAUAUCUCUCCCUCUUUGUCCCCUGACACACACCUGCACAUACACACUCAAACCUCACAUACUUUAAGAUAAAUUAAAUACAAAAUACAAAACAACUAAUCUAUGUUACUCUUUCUUGAGAGCCCUGAAACUACUACAAAACGUGUUUAUGGUCUUUGUUCUGUCUGGGAUUUGAGUUGAAAUUCAGUUUCCCCUUUGAGAAAUGCUCAGACUUGGAAAAUUAUAAAUGAAUGGAUCAGUGGUUCCUCUUCCUUGAGUUCAGGAAGGGUACAUACUUAGACAACUGCAAGGCUUGGAGGAGCUAAGGAUUCACAUUGACCCACUCAGAUACAAGCUUGGUGAAGAAAAGAACUCCUACCCUCUAGGAACAAUCAGCUGAUAAGGAAUCACAGCCGUCCAAUCUUCUUCCAAAGGGCACCUCCAUGUAGUCAGUCUCCUGCUUCUUCACACCCUUUCUGUGUUACUCUUUUACAGGAGAGGACCUACAAAGAGAGGGAACCUUUACAUGCUCCACAUGAGACAAGGUGUCUCCUCUCUCAACACAAUGUUACCCACUGAGCUAGAGAUCAGAUAAGUUAGGAUUACAAUUUAAAGGGAUUUUACUUUGUUACUUACGAGGUUUCUUCCAUGGCUAACUUUCUACAUUGACAUAUUUUUCUUCUGUGUUAUAUACUGGAUAUUUCGGUGUAAACCUAUCAAUUUGGAGAAGAGGUUCAUGGAAAUGAACGCUAGAAAGUAUAUAGAAAAGGGGAAACAAAGUCUUUGCCUGUUUAGUAAGAAACAAUUCCGUAUGUGUGUAUACGAGCACUACAACACACACUAGAGAAUUGUUUUUCCUUUCCAAAUUAGUUAACUCAUUGGAUGUUUUUGCUGACUGUUUAAUAUUUGCUAUCAGGUAGAGGGUUUUAUAUGUCUUCAUAGUGAUUAUAAAUAUUUAUAAAAUGUGUACAGUACAAUAAAUCAUUUUGAGUGUUAGGCAUGAAACAAACAUGGCAACUGUUGUCCUUAAAAAUGAACUGCUUUGUGACAUCUUUAGCCUAUUAAGAAAAGUGCUUAAUAUUGUAUUUGGGAUCCCAGGAGAAAGUCCCAUACUUAUAAUGAUAAUAUGGAGUACAUGUAUUUUUUUCCCUUGUAGCAAAAAAAAAUCAUGUUGAGUUACAUUUUAAAAGAAGUACUUAUUUUGCAACCUUCUAAUUAAAUAUAAAUAAUAGAUAUCCCAUGAACAGGUUUUUGAUUGUAGCAGUGUUAUUUAAGCUCAUAUGUUUGUUUUAUUUCGUUAGGAGCAUAGCUUUAUAUAUUGACUUAGGUUAUAAAUUGAACAUGUUCUGUUUGUGUUUAAGUGGCUUAGUUAUAAGCUGGAGCACUGUAUUGGGAUAUUUUGUCUCUAUGGUAUCCUUCAAUUUUCUUGGCAGGGUCCAUAACAGCAUGUACCAUAUUAUUUCUUUUCACUGAUUAUAAGCCAUGAGACUUUCAAUCAUCUGGUGGAAGCUGCAGGGACCAUUGCAAUGUGUCUCUUUGACUAUAACAUGGAUCUGUCACACAAUUUGUACCAUUACAUCCAAUUUCUAUUUGGUUCAACUUAGAUGAAAAAGAAAUAAAUAUGCACCAAA